AUGGCACAAGUUCAGUCUUUUUAUAUGUCUAAUAUAGAGAAAGAAUUAGUUUUUUUUGAUAAAAAGUUAUCUUAUAAUGAUUUGCAAGAAAAAGUAAAAUCAGCAACUUUCUUGGUUGAAGAUGAUGAAGGUAUUAUUGAAGAUGAAGAUAUUACUGAUGACCUUGAAGAAGACGCAAUUGAAUAUGAUUCAGAGAUUAUUGAAUAUUUUGAUAUUGAAAAUAUAGUAUUUCUAAGAGACGAAAUAUUUCAAGAUAGUGAAUCGGAUGCUGAUAGACAAAGUGAAUUUGAUUUUGAUCCUACAGAUUUAGCAGCAGAUUUUAUGAAAGAAUAG
Molecule: messenger RNA, 333 nt
Organism: Scutellospora calospora
Lineage: Eukaryota; Fungi; Glomeromycota; Glomeromycetes; Diversisporales; Gigasporaceae
Source: the annotation of a GenBank genome assembly